AUGGUCAGCGCCAAAAGACUUGCUCAGAUGGCGAAGAAGUGGCAGAGGAUGGCGGCCAUGGCAAGGAGGCGGAUCGCAUCGACGCCGGCCAAAGGAACCACCGAGGGAUCAUCACGGUGCAGCACUUCGCCGGUGGCCGGCAAGGGCCACUGCGUGGUGUACUCAGCAGACGGCAGGCGGUUUGAGGUCCCGCUGGCGUACCUCGACACCGCCAUCUUCGGCGUGCUCCUUAGCAUGUCGCAUGAGGAGUUCGGGUUCGCCGGUGACGACGGCAGGAUCAUGGUGCCCUGUGAUGCCGCCGUCAUGGAGUACGUGAUGUGUUUGCUUAGGAGAGAUGCAUCGGAAGAGGUGGUGAGGGCGUUCCUAAGCUCCAUGGUGAGGCCUUGCCACUGUGGAAAUGGCUUGGCGCAAUCCAUGGGAGUUAGCCAGCAAGUUGCUGUUUCUAGCCUCUGA
This is a messenger RNA of Miscanthus lutarioriparius, 453 nucleotides long. NCBI's taxonomy places the organism in Eukaryota, Viridiplantae, Streptophyta, Magnoliopsida, Poales, Poaceae. The record is from the annotation of a GenBank genome assembly.